This is a messenger RNA of Physella acuta, 1558 nucleotides long. Its product is annotated as mitochondrial chaperone BCS1. The record is from RefSeq and is a predicted model, not a curated record. Gene Ontology annotation, molecular function: ATP hydrolysis activity; ATP binding. NCBI's taxonomy places the organism in Eukaryota, Metazoa, Mollusca, Gastropoda, Physidae.
UCAGAAUCAGAUCUUACCAAAACAAAUCUUGUUUAAAAGAAAAGUAAUAAUUUUCAAGGUUGUAAAUGUAAACAGACUAGCCUAAGUAAAUAAAUAAAAGCAAGUGGUUGAUAACCUGUUACAUUACGUAGAUUCUAGGCUUUGAAGUUGAUAAUCCAAUCAUUAAAAAACGACAUUCAAACAGGCCUGAUUUUGUAAAAGUAUUGCACAAAGUCAGUAUAAACAUUAGUGAACAUUAAAGCAUGGCAAUUACAGAAUAUUUAUCAACACUAGGAGACAACCCUUACUUUGGGGCAGGAGCUGGGCUUUUUGGUAUAGGCCUACUGGCAGCAGUUGGACGGAGAGGUCUUCAAGUUGGAGCUGUUGUUUUUCGACGCCAUUUUAUGAUUACAAUGGAGGUGACUAGUCGUGAUAAAAGUUACCAUUGGCUAUUGCAGUGGAUCACGAAGUAUGGAACCCACACCCAGCAUCUGAGUGUAGACACAGAGUUUCAUCAGUCAGCUGCUGGCCAGAUCAAGACCAGGUUUCAUUUUGUACCCAGCCCUGGCAACCAUUAUUUCUGGCACAAAAAAAAUUUAAUUAUAGUUGAGAGGAACAGAGAUAAUAAAAUGGUGGAUAUUUUUGAGACAGUGACGUUAACAGCUUUUGGAAGAAAUAGAGAGAUGUUUAUGAAUAUCCUUGAGGAGGCGCGAGGGUUAGCUCUUUUAAGUUCUGAAGGAAAUACAGUAAUGUACACUGUAGCAGGUGCUGAAUGGAGGCCUUUAGGAUACCCUAGAAGAAAAAGGCCAUUGGACUCAGUUGUUUUAGAUUAUGGUGUUUCACAACGCAUUUCUGAUGAUAUUCAUGAGUUCAUCAACAAUCCCAAGUGGUAUUUAAAACGAGGUAUCCCCUAUCGCAGAGGAUAUUUACUCUAUGGCCCACCUGGUUGUGGAAAAAGUAGCUAUAUAAUGGCAUUAGCGGGUUCAAUUGAUUACAGUAUUUGCGUGUUGAAUCUGAGUGAUAAGGGAAUGUCUGAUGAUCGUCUAACUCAUCUUUUAACAAACGCCCCCGAGCAGAGUAUUAUACUUCUAGAAGAUGUUGACGCAGCCUUUGUUAGCAGAGAUACGAAUAAAGAAAAUGCAAUAGCCUAUCAGGGAAUGGGCAGGCUAACUCUCUCUGGUCUGCUGAAUGCAUUAGAUGGUGUUGCUUCCACUGAGGCGAGGAUACUUUUUAUGACAACAAAUUAUAUUGACAGGUUGGAUAAAGCGUUAAUUCGACCAGGCAGGGUAGACCUAAAAGAAAAGAUUGGCUUUGCUACUGAAUACCAACUUGAACAGAUGUUUAGGCGAUUCUAUCCAGAAGAACCAGAGCACAGAGCGCAAGAAUUCUCUAGUAAAGUUUUUUCUGUCAGCCAAUCUAUAUCAGCAGCUCAAGUGCAAGGAUUUUUUAUGCUUUACAAAAACAGUCCUGACCUUAUGAUGACCCAUGUUGAAGACAUAGUUCAUUUGUAGUUUACAGAGAUCAAGUUGUUGUAUAUGUAUAUGCCAUAUUUUACAAUUUUUGUAAAUACAUGAUAUGU